GAAAAAGGGGAAGGAAAAAGGGGAAAGAAAGGGGAAGGAAGCUCGGCGUUCCUGAAAAACCGGGCAGGCCAGGGACUGAGGGAAAGGAACGCACCAGCCCCCAGAUACCAUUUUGUCUUGGCUUGGGCUUGAUCUUCCCCCCCCCGAUUUUCACUUUAAAGUGCUCAGCGAUCACCGGCAUCAGCCGCAGAAACCACCCCUCGCCCCAGCCGCGCACAGAACCCCGUGUCCUGCUGUCCCCGCUCACGCUACCUUGUAAUAAUUGGUCUGGAGACUUCCACCAGCUGAGGGAUGGAGGGGCCUCUGGAGUUGGCUUUGUAAUUCAGGAAGGUUUUCUCCAAGCAAGUUGGAUGAAGGUGUAACUGCUACUGAAGGAGGAUUUUGAAGGAGGUCUGAUGACAACAAAAGCCAACUCUCCUGUGACAGCAGGAUCUAUAGUUGUCCCUUACGGGCAUGUGAUUGGAAAUGAGAAGUGGAGAGGCUCAGAGCUAGCCCAAAGGCUACAAGGGAAAGUUAGACUCAUCUUUGAAGAUGCCUUGGGACUGGUGGACUUUCAUCUUCCAAACAGAACUUGCAUUUUACUUAUUUCUGAAGCAGAUUUGGUUGCAGGGGAUGAAUUCAAACGAAGAUUGGUUAGGUUUAGAAAUGCCAGCAGUCUUAGGGGAAUUGUGAUCGUAGAGAAAACCCCAAUCAGUGAUCAGUACUACCUAGGAGUACAAAAACUUGUUGUACUCGAACUUGGGAUGGUGUUGCUUCCGGUGGCAAAUCAAGGAGAAGCUUCUCAGCUUAUUAUUCAACUAGUGCGGGAGCAGAGCAGGGAUCGCGGCGCCAACCCCUUCCUGGGCAGGCAGCGCGCUGGGCCGGCAGAGCCCGCGGUGCUGCAGGCGCUGCAGCACAUCCCCGGCGUCGGGAAAACAAAAGCUCUGCUCUUACUGCAGCGCUUUGGAAGCAUCCAUCGCCUUUGUAACGCAGACAUCCGUGAGCUUGAGCAAGCAGUCGGACAAACAGUAGCACAACAAAUUUAUACUUUUUUACAUUCCUGACGUGCACGUGCAGUGCUGUUUUGCAAAACAAAAACUUGGGAUUUUCCUUCUGAAUUGUAACAUUUUGGUUUUAAUAAUGACGUAUUAUGCUGAUUUCUGUAAUCAUGGCUAGCAGCAACGGGACUCUGAUGCUUCUUUUUUACAUCUGCCCUGUUCGUAUAGAUUAAGCUGUGCAGAUUGCCUUGGAAAGAAGUCUGUAUUUUGUAUCUGUCUGGAACAAAUAAAAACCAAGAAAGCUGUCUUUUUCAGCAUCAGUGUUAAAAAA
Messenger RNA from Motacilla alba alba, 1308 nucleotides. It is a transcript of the gene FAAP24, whose product is annotated as FA core complex associated protein 24. NCBI's taxonomy places the organism in Eukaryota, Metazoa, Chordata, Aves, Passeriformes, Motacillidae. Gene Ontology annotation, cellular component: Fanconi anaemia nuclear complex. Gene Ontology annotation, molecular function: chromatin binding. Gene Ontology annotation, biological process: interstrand cross-link repair. The record is from RefSeq and is a predicted model, not a curated record. The coding region runs from base 396 to 1043 and encodes 215 amino acids. The transcript is spliced from 6 exons.